Molecule: messenger RNA, 1171 nt
Organism: Dromiciops gliroides (monito del monte)
Lineage: Eukaryota; Metazoa; Chordata; Mammalia; Microbiotheria; Microbiotheriidae
Gene: NIP7
Product: nucleolar pre-rRNA processing protein NIP7
Exons: 5
Coding region: 157-699 (180 amino acids)
Biological process (GO): ribosomal large subunit biogenesis; ribosome assembly
Cellular component (GO): nucleolus; preribosome, large subunit precursor; nucleus
Molecular function (GO): RNA binding
Source: RefSeq, a predicted model, not a curated record
CAGACUCUAUGAUACGUGCGAAAAGUCGUCCCUGGGAAUCUCGGAAAAGGAGGGAGGAGCUAGGUGAGCGGCUAAUGAAAAUGUGGGCGGGGAAGAGAAGUUACUUCCGUUUCCGGUGGGCCAGAGCGUGCGUGUCCGCAGUUGGUUUAUUGCAAAAUGCGGCCCCUGACGGAAGAGGAGACCCGCACCUUGUUCCAGAAGCUCUCUAAAUAUAUUGGAGAAAAUAUUCAGUUGCUUGUGGACCGACCCGAUGGCACCUACUGUUUCCGGCUCCAUAAAGACAGAGUCUACUAUGUCAGUGAGAAGAUUCUUAAGCUGGCCGUCAAUAUCUCCCGGGAGAAUCUGGUGUCUCUGGGGACCUGCUUUGGGAAAUUCACCAAGACCCAGAAGUUCAGAUUGCACAUCACUGCCCUGGAUUACCUGGCACCCUAUGCAAAGCAUAAAGUCUGGGUGAAACCUGGAGCAGAGCAGUCAUUCUUAUAUGGGAACCAUGUGUUAAAGUCUGGCCUGGGUCGAAUCACAGAAAAUACUAAUCAGUAUCAGGGACUGGUGGUGUACUCCAUGGCAGAUGUCCCUUUGGGUUUUGGCGUGGCAGCCAAGUCCACACAGGACUGCAGGAAGGUGGACCCAAUGGCAAUUGUUGUGUUUCACCAAGCUGACAUUGGGGAAUAUGUGCGCCAUGAAGACACACUGAUUUAAUUCAUCUUACUGACUUGUGACCAAGAUUUUUUUGUUGUGGGAGCAGCUGAAGUACAAAUCCACCCUUUUACUGACUUUUGACUGUGGAUAUACUUGGUCUUCUGUUCGCCAUCAUCACUACUGCAGGGGCACCUGGGCAUAGUGAGUCAAACACCGGACUUGGAAAUUGGAAGACUGGCGUUUGGAUCUAGCACACAGCAUAGUGCCUGGCACAUAGUAGGUGCUUAAUAAACCUUGAGUGGUUAAGCUCAUCUCAGACACUGGGUGAUGCUGGGCAGAUUACUUCAUGGAUUCACCUACUUCCCAGGGUUGUUGUGAGGAUCCAGUGAGAUAAUGUACUUAAAGCAAAAGUGGGCUAGAAAUACGAACUAUCAUUGUACACAACUGCAGGGGGAAGGCUUUUUUCGCAAAAAAGUUAUGCAGUUUGAACCUUUUUGGUUUAAUAAUAUUGAUUAAAUUUAAUACCAUGUUA